Trypanosoma brucei brucei TREU927 is the source of this 426-nucleotide messenger RNA. Its product is annotated as EP1 procyclin precursor. Gene Ontology annotation, cellular component: membrane. The record is from RefSeq and is a predicted model, not a curated record. Bases 1 to 426 code for a protein of 141 amino acids. NCBI's taxonomy places the organism in Eukaryota, Euglenozoa, Kinetoplastea, Trypanosomatida, Trypanosomatidae. The transcript has a single exon.
AUGGCACCUCGUUCCCUUUAUCUGCUCGCUAUUCUUCUGUUCAGCGCGAACCUCUUCGCUGGCGUGGGAUUUGCCGCAGCCGCUGAAGGACCAGAAGACAAGGGUCUUACUAAGGGAGGCAAAGGCAAAGGCGAGAAGGGAACCAAGGUCGGCGCCGACGAUACCAAUGGCACUGACCCCGACCCUGAACCUGAACCUGAACCCGAACCCGAACCCGAACCCGAACCUGAACCUGAACCUGAACCUGAACCUGAACCUGAACCUGAACCCGAACCUGAACCCGAGCCGGAACCUGAACCUGAACCCGAGCCGGAACCCGAGCCGGAACCUGAACCCGAACCUGAACCUGAACCUGGUGCUGCAACGCUGAAAUCUGUUGCACUUCCGUUUGCAGUCGCGGCUGCUGCUCUCGUUGCCGCAUUCUAA